GCCGCCGCCGCCGCCCGGGGCCGCUGUGGUGCCCGCCUUCACUUAGCGCCCAAGAUGGCAGCGGUGGCGCUGCUUCGGGGCGCGGCUGUGGGGCGCAGAAGCCCAGCUUGGCACUGGCGGCUGAGCGGGACCGCGAGUCACUGCCUAGCCCGUGGCUUUGGCCUUCUUGGCAGCAACCCCGCGGACGGUGUGGCCUGGACUUGCUUCCGGCUGGACGGGCGCGCCUUAGUGCGCGUGCGCGGCCCGGACGCUGCACCCUUCCUGUUGGGACUAUCGACCAAUGAGCUGCCGCUUUCGGGGCCUCCGACCGGCGCGGCUCAGCCCUCUGCGCGUGCGGCGUAUGCCCAUUUCCUGAAUGUGCAGGGACGCACGCUCUAUGACGUCAUUCUGUAUGGACUCCCAGAGUGUACGGAGGGGGCACCAAGCUUUCUCCUGGAGUGUGACAGCUCCGUGCUGGGCGCCCUACAGAAGCACCUCUCCAUGUACAAGAUCCGGCGGAAGGUCACCGUGGAGCCAAGUCCGGAGCUCCACGUGUGGGCUGUGCUACCCUGUGUCCCCCAAACCUCUGAGACUGCACCUCUAGAAGAGAGGGUAGAAGGCACCACCAUGCUUAUCCGUGACCCCCGGACUGCACGUAUGGGGUGGCGGCUUCUCACCCAGGAUGAUGGCCCAGCCCUGGUGCCCAGGGGACAGCUUGGGGAUCUCCAAGAUUAUCACAAGUACCGGUACCAGCAAGGCAUCCCCGAGGGAGUCUGUGAUCUUCCCCCAGGGAUGGCCCUCCCCCUGGAGUCCAACCUGGUCUUCAUGAAUGGCGUGAGCUUCACGAAGGGCUGCUACAUUGGGCAGGAGCUGACGGCCCGGACCCACCAUACAGGUGUCAUCCGCAAGCGCCUCUUCCCAGUGAAGCUUGAAGGCCCCCUGCCUGCAAGUGGCGUCAGCCCUGGCGCCAUAGUGACGGUGACUGCCACAGGCCAGGCAGCGGGCAAGUUCAGGGCUGGCCAGGGACACGUGGGACUGGCUUUGCUGCGGUCAGAGACAAUCAAGGGUCCUCUCCACAUCAAGACCUCCGAGAGCCAGUUGGUGGCUGUGACUGCCGUGGUGCCGGACUGGUGGCCCACAGCUGCCAAGUAGCUUGGAUGCUCUGGAGCCCCACUGGCCUUAGAGUUUCCAGAUGCCUUUGAGCCUCUGCCCAAGGUUGUCUACUCUCUGUGCUGCGCCUGUUGGGUAUGAGUUCCUCCUCCCGUGGUGCCUUCUGGAGCACAUCCUCUAGGAAAGUUCCAUGGGUUCCAGGCUACAGAUCGGCUCAUGCUUCCUACAGAGAGCCUACUCUUAUGGGCUGUCUUCUCUCGAGAAGUCUGACUGAGAGCAGAGUGACCACCUGAGGCUGGGAGAGAGAAGGGUCUGAGCUCCCAUUUGGACCAGCUUCUGAACAAGAUUUGAGACAGUCCAUAUGCCAGGUCUACAGGCCUAUGUUGACAUAGGCCUGUGUCAGACGCCAGGUCCCUGACCUUGUUUCCCCUUGGAGGAAGGGACUCUGUGUGCCUGCAGAGUUGCUGGGCCUGGCUUCGUGUUCUCUUGAAACUCAUCUCAGGGCAGAGAUUGUAUAGGUUGUGUGCAGGGUCGGGAGGUUGGAUCCCCUGGGUUGAGAGAUGUGUUCUGUGAGCCACAGGGACUACAUGCCUACUGUCCCAAGAGCUCUUUUCACGCCUCAAAGUGAGCUGCUGUCUUUUCAUGUUCCCCUGGAAGCUCUAGGAGGGGUGGAGCCCAGGGCUCAGGUCCAUCUGGGGGGGAGGGGAGGGCUUCUGCUCGGCUAACGUUUUUGCUGGCUUGGGCUUUUAGAAGGGAGUUACUUGCUGGCCACUGGUGGGGUGCAUACCUCCCUCUGAACCACUUUUUCUAACCUUUGUAAUGUGAACUGAGGGUCUCGCCACAAAGCCCAAGGACUAGUAAAGUGUGGUCUGAGAACAGCCCUUUCAGACCUCUUGUUUCAUUUGGGUCAGGUUUGGUAGGACAGACCGUGGGACAGCUGUCCCCAGAGACCACCCACCAGAUGGAAGCAGCCCACUGUUAUAGCCCUGGUUGGUCUUGAACUUGAAAUUCUCCUGCCUCAGCUUUGUGAGUGUUAGAUUGAUAGGCAAGCCCCAGUGGGCUCACACGAUACACCUAUGUCUCUCUCAAGAGAUGUAUUUUGUUUUUAUGUCUUUAUGUGUGUGUUUAUGGAUGAAUGUCUGGGUGCCUAGAGAGGACAAAAGGAGGGUAUCACAUACCCUGGAGUUGGAGUUACAGGUGACUCUGAGUUGCUGAACAUGCGUGUGAUGGGAACUGAACUUGUAUCCCCUGCAAGAGCAGCAGUAUUCUUUGUUGUUUGUUUGUUUGUUUCUUUGUUUAUUUGAGGCAGGAUUUUUCUGUGUAGCCCUGGCUAUCCUGGAACUCACUCUGUAGAACAGGCUGGCCUCGAACUCACAUAGGUCUGCCUGCCUCUGCCUUCCAAGCACUGAGGUUAAAGGCAAGUGUCACCACUAUGCCUGGCUAGAUCCAAUAGGUUUAUUUCAGCAGAGUUCUACUGAACUGGUCCAUACUAGGUUGGCAGGAAGUGGGGAGGCCGCUGUGAGCCUAGGCAAGGCAAUGGGUGCUCAGGGUUCUGGGGUGGGGGGAUGGGGACAUCUCUGAAACUGUUUUCUACAGUGCCCCCAAGGUAAAUCCACAGAGGCCUGGGGUGUGGGCAGCCUGGCAGUCACUCUGGUGCCAGGGGCAGUGAGGACUUCUAAGAACUGUGACUUUGGAGGCUGCUUAGGCUAGGGCUCAAGGUGCUCUCUGAAUUGAGGUGCAGUUUGCCGCAGCUUAGAAGGAGGCACGGGGGGUUGGGAGUGCCCUCCUUCUUCAGCAAGAAGAAGGCACCUUGAGUGACCUCCUCUCUAUGGUACUGAGUGGGUAGACAGUGCUGGGGACAGGGACCUGGCAGAGACAACCUGAAGGAUGGAUUACCCUGGCUGGCGAUUUCAGGGGGUUCAUGGCAGUGGGAGUGUGGCUGAGCCCCUCACAUGGUAAGGCACCAGGAAGCAGAGAAAGGGCAUCUAAAGGCAGGUACAUCCUUCAAGCAGAAGGACAGACUUCACAUUCCACAGGUUCCACUGCCUUCCAAGCAGCACCAGCUGCUGGGGACCACAGUGAGGUCAAAGGUGAGUUCAUGGAGGACGGUUCACAACCAAAGCACAAUACUUGAAGCACACACAUAGGCUGUGCAGGUCCUAGCAUGGCGGACAGACCCAGCUGUCCUGCUUGGAUGGUUGCCUGGCCUGGCCUAUGACAGCCUUGUCUCCGUGGCUGUUUUGCCUCUGCCUGCCUGCCCACUCAGGAGCAAUACUGCGGUUGCGUUGGAUGUUGGGGUUCCAGCUGUGCUCUGGAAGGCUGUGACUGAUGGGCUCCUGCCAACCCCACCUGGCAGCCUUUUAGAUUGACAGAGGAACCUCUAAGGGUUCCAGGCAGCUUACUUUAGGGUUGCAGUCAUGUGACUGGCUUUUGCCCUCUCAAACCUGAUGGGGGCGUGCCCACACAGAGGUUGGUGCUUCUGGGCCUGCUUCACAUACAUUCUAGCCUUCAGAAGGAAGGCAGAAAGGUCCAAGGCAGGCCCGUUGGGUAAGGAAAGGACAAGUCCGAAAAGAGGCAGGAUGCUGCUUUGGGCAGAAGACCCGCUUUGUGAGUCACCCAUUGCCUGCUGUUGGGCUCUUCCAGUGUUGGGGGCUUGAACAGAUCCACAGUUGCCAUGAUGUGUCUCCACAGUUUAGAAAGGCAGCACCGCACAUUAAAAUCGCCAGUGAGUGGAGCCAGUGGGCACUGGGCUGAUCUUCAGGGACCUCAGGGCCAUUCUUAGUGAUGCAGGCAUGUGUUGGUAUUCACAUUCUCACAGGGAUCUGUAUAGACCCCAGUGUGGACACUUGAAAACCCCUAACUGUUUUUCAGUGUGUUUUGUAAACAGUACAAAGCUUUGAAAAAUAAACCAAUCAAGGGGGGAAAGGGUGUAGAUCUU
This is a messenger RNA of Mus musculus (house mouse), 4027 nucleotides long. RefSeq names its product IBA57 homolog, iron-sulfur cluster assembly (gene Iba57). The transcript has 3 exons. Lineage: Eukaryota; Metazoa; Chordata; Mammalia; Rodentia; Muridae. The coding region runs from base 55 to 1131 and encodes 358 amino acids. The record is from RefSeq and is marked validated. Gene Ontology annotation, cellular component: mitochondrion; iron-sulfur cluster assembly complex.